Misgurnus anguillicaudatus (oriental weatherfish) is the source of this 663-nucleotide messenger RNA. NCBI's taxonomy places the organism in Eukaryota, Metazoa, Chordata, Actinopteri, Cypriniformes, Cobitidae. The record is from RefSeq and is a predicted model, not a curated record.
AUGUCGUCCAUCCCUUUAGGGGACCGAAGUUCAGCUGGCCGUGGAGACUCCAGUUUCCCCCGAAGUAGCCGCUGCAGUACAAGUGAAGAUUCAGAAGAUGAGGAGAUUGUGGAAAUGCUAACCUCACCUGUGCAUUCUGACUUCGAAGAUAUUGAUGAAGUUACCACUACAGAUAUUCUUAGGACAUUUCAGAAAGACAAUCUUGAUUUGGAGGACAGAAUGAUUGUUGUGGCCAGACGAAGAAAGAUUCUGCACAGUGCAUGUACUGCAUUGAAAAGCAGCUACUUUGCCUGGCACAAAUCACCACAAAUUGAGUUUGUUGGUGAAAGUGCUGAUGAUUAUGGGGGACCUCGUAGGGAAUUUUUCAGGCUUUUAAUGCAGGCUGUUCAGUCUUCAUUUGGAGUUUUUGAGGGGAAAACAGGCAAGAUGUUUUUUACUUACGAUCAAUCAUCUGUGGAGAUGAGAAGAUAUUACACUGCAGGAAAGCUGAUUUCUUGGUCUCUGAUGCACGGAGGACCAGGAGUUAAAGCACUGGAUACCACAUUAUUCAAAUUAAUGUGUGGUCAAAAAGUUACAACAGAGGACUUUGACUGGCAUGACCUCCCAGAUAGUGAAACUCAAGAUAAAGCACGACAGGUACCCAUCUUACAUAAGUUUAAAUAG